Messenger RNA from Pyricularia pennisetigena, 453 nucleotides. RefSeq lists its product as uncharacterized. Bases 1 to 453 code for a protein of 150 amino acids. The record is from RefSeq and is a predicted model, not a curated record. The transcript has a single exon. Lineage: Eukaryota; Fungi; Ascomycota; Sordariomycetes; Magnaporthales; Pyriculariaceae.
AUGGUGAGGCGAGCGAGUUUCGAGUUCGUGCUCUUCAUCGUCAUCGGCAUCGGCUUCAACCUGGUUAAGGUCGCGUUUGCCACCGUUGCGGCCUUUGCCAUUUUUCUUACCGGCGGGUCGACCAGCAUGGUGAGGCGCGCGGGUUUCGAGUUCGUGCUCCUCAUCGGCAUCGGCAUCGGCAUCGGCUUCAACCUGGUUAAGGUCGCGUUUGCAACCAUUGCGGCCUUUGCCAAAUUUAUUACCAGCGGGUCGACCAGCAUGGUGAGGCGCGCGGGUUUCGAGUUCGUGCUCCUCAUCGGCAUCGGCAUCGGCAUCGGCUUCAACCUGGUUAAGGUCGCGUUUGCGACCAUUGCGGCCUUUGCCACCUUUUUUACCAGCGGGUCGACCAGCAUGGUGAGGCGAACGGGUUUCGAGUUCGUUCUCCUCAUCGUCAUCGGCAUCAGCCUCAACUGA